Messenger RNA from Metarhizium acridum CQMa 102, 1623 nucleotides. RefSeq lists its product as uncharacterized. The record is from RefSeq and is a predicted model, not a curated record. Lineage: Eukaryota; Fungi; Ascomycota; Sordariomycetes; Hypocreales; Clavicipitaceae.
AUGCCAGUUCUCAACAAUCGACGAGGAUCCAAAAUGCCUGGAAGGAUAGUUGGUCUGAGCAAGCGUGAUGCAACUACUCCUCUCCUGUCCAAUUUCAGGGACGGACCAAAACAAAAGGUGGCCAAGAAUGUUGACGAUCCUCCGGUUUCUAGCGAUGACGAGGACGAAGAUAGUACUCUUGGAACUGACAUUCCUACGAACGCAAUGAGUCAAAGCAAAUCGCCCGUCAAAGGCAGUCAAACCAGCAGGGCGCGAAAUAUGAAAACCUUGCUCUCUUUUGUUGACAGCUCGGAUAGUUCUGGGGAGGGAGAUGAACGAGCAGUGCGCGCGAGCAUCAAAAGCACCAGCUUUGGUACGCCGCGACAAACCCGAAGCAAGAGAAAGGAUUCCCCCAUCGAACAAGCAGAGAACUCGGAAGAUUUAGACAGCAAAAGACGCAAAACGGGUGUAGCUCCUCAGCGUACUCAACGCAAAGAACCUGGGAACACGCCGCCGACCAGCUCAGGAGAACAUUUGAAAGACAAACUAGGAUUUACAAAAACGAGGAAACCCAAAGCCACAUACAAGAAAAAAGGGCAGAGCUCACAGGAACAGCCAGUUUGGAAAGCUUCAGCAGAAAGCCGAGUAAUUUCUCGGUCGAUUACUUCCGCCGAAACAGGGAAGAAGAAAGAGCCGGCCAAGUUACAGGUGCCCUCUUUGUUGCAGAGCCCCGAAAGACCAAAAAUGGACAGACUUCGGUUGCCUUCAGGCUCUAUACCUUCAUCGCCUCCUAGCAAGCCUACAUUCAAGCUGUCGAACUCAACUAAAUCAUCACAAGAGUCUACUGGUAGCAGGCGGCAGAAAAAAUCGGAGAAGUUAAAAGUAAUAAAAAGGUCUCCAUCUCCGCCUCCUGCAGUUUUCAAAAUGCCCGUAUCAAUAUCAGACUUACAACUUCGAUCGCCGAGGAAAGGCAAAAUGGAAGAUCCAUUAACAGACGACUCUUCGGACAUGGAGAACCAAGAUGGACAGGCUGAAAAACCAAGAGCGGACGAUGGAAUCAAAAGUGUGGAAGCAGCAACGGUGUGUCCUUGGUGCGGAGAACCUGUCGAUAAGAAGUUGCUUGACGAUUUUGCCAACGGUAGACGUUUAAAUGUGCGGCUACAGAGCAAAUUUUGCCAGAAACACAAGAAAGAAACAGCUGAGGAACUCUGGCAGCAGAAGAGCUAUCCAGCAGUCCAGUGGGAUGGGCUGGAAGACCGAUUCGAAAAAUAUCAUAAAUUGUUGCUUGGUGUCAUAAACGGAGGAGCCUCGCACUUCCGUUCCAUUCAUGAAAAGAACAUUUUAUAUGGCAAAGCGAGGUCCAUGAAGAAAGAAGACAACAUGGUUCCAGGAUACUACGGACCACGCGGGUUCAACCUGAUGUGUGACUAUUUGGUUAACGAAUUUAGCGAGUUGCUGAAGGAGAAAGCAGUGGAUGACCGGGUCAUUGCUGGCCGUGGAUCCGCAGCCUUCAUUCAGACCGUGCUCGUGGCCGAGUUGGCAGUGCGCUUGAUUAUGGAAGACAUGGAGGUUGCUGAAGAGGAAGCCAGGGUUAUCCUGGACGAGAGCAAGGCUUUGGGUGAAAUGAUUCAUGGAGAGACAUGA